AUGUCAACGUUAAAAGAAAACGACAACAAGGUCGACCUCGAGCACCACCAUCGCCCCGCCAGCUUCGACAACUCGACCCUCGAUGAAGGCGACUUCAACAAUGACGAAUGGCUCCGGACUCAAGGCGAAAAGAAUCCGUUCUAUGUGCACGACCUGACCUGGACACCUGCCGAGGAAAAAGAGAUUGUUCGGACAUUUGAUUUCCGAGUCCUUUCCUGGAUCGCCGUCAUGUACCGCGGAAAUAUGGGCAACGCACUGACGGAUAACUUUAUGGAAGACCUCAACAUCUCGCUCAACACUGUCAACCUCGGCUCAACCAUUUUCACCCUCACCUUCUGUAUUUUCGAGAUCCCCUCCAACAUCAUCAUCGUCCGUGCCGGUCCCCAGCGCUGGAUUCCAUUCCUCAUGGUGUUGUGGGGAUUGGCGACCGCUUCUCAGUUCUUCCUCAAAGACAGGGUCACCUUCCUGAUCUGCCGUGCACUCGUCGGAAUGUUUGAAGCCGGUUACAUCCCAGGAAUCGCCCUCUACUUGACAUCCUACUACAAGCGUUCAGAAAUGGCUGUCAGACUCUCCAUCUUCUGGUCCACCCUUGCAGUCGCAAACUCUAUCGCUGGUAUCCUGGCCUAUGGUAUCUUGCACAUGCGCGGCGUUGCAGGAAAGGCCGGGUGGAGAUGGUUGUUCCUGUUUGAAGGUCUGGCCACAGUCAUAAUCGGUCUUUUGUCCUUCCUCAUGCUCCCCGGCGGACCCACUGCUACAAAGGGAUUCUUCCGCCAUAACGGGUACUUGACCCCGCGUCAGGAACAAAUUGCCAUGACCCGUCUGAUCCGUGAUGACCCCACAAAGGCCGACACCCGCAAGAAGUCUGUUUCCAAGAAACAUUUCUUUAAGGCUCUUCUCUCCCCCAAGAUCUGGCCCAAUAUCUUGAUAGGCUUCUUUGGUCUCCUCCCCUUCGCUCCCCUCACCAUUCUUUCUCCAUUGAUCAUCAAGAACUUGAACCUUGGUGUUCCUGCCUUGGUUUCCAAUCUCUUGGUCAUCCCUGGGUAUGUCAUCUCCUUGUCGAUCAUGACAUUUGUCAGUUGGAGCUCUGACAGACAUAACGAGCGCGCCUUCCAUGGUGCCUUGGCCUCGACUUACUAUGCGAUCUGUAUCCUUGCCCUUGCGACCCUCCCUGCCGACGCUAACAAGUUUAUGCUCUACUUUGCGCUCAUCUUUGCCAUGGGCGGCCAAACUUGCUGGCAUCCUGUCAACGCGGCAUGGAUCGCAGGAAACACAGCACCUGUCGGAAAACGCUCGAUUGCCUUGGCAAUGUACAUCAUCUCCGUCAACGCCUGCGACAUGGUCUCUGUCAAUCUCUUCCGCGACGAGGACGCUCCCCGGUUCAUUCGAGGAUUUUGGAUCCUUUUUGGUGCUCUCUUGUUCACAAUUGCGCUAUUUAUCUUCCAGCGAUAUCAUUUAAUGUAUAUUAACCAGAAGCGUGACGAAAAGACAAAGACUUGGACAUCGGAGGACUGGAGGCAUUACAAUGAGACCACAAAGGAUGAAGGCGAUGAUCAUUUAUCUUUCCGCUACAACUAUUGA
This is a messenger RNA of Linnemannia hyalina, 1578 nucleotides long. The record is from the annotation of a GenBank genome assembly. Lineage: Eukaryota; Fungi; Mortierellomycota; Mortierellomycetes; Mortierellales; Mortierellaceae.